ACACGGAAAUACAGUGUGGUUAGAAUGACGUCAACCUUGAGUUGCUGAUGCAGAUGUCAACUAUUUGCACGAUAGCUGAUUUGAUAUUCAUAGCGAAAUUACUCACAAUUUAGACACAUACCUAGCUAUCUAGGUAGUGCUCCAUAUAUUCCGUUUUCCGAUCUAUGGAGUUUUUGCAGUUUCUAUCAUGGGCGUGCAUCGUAUUUACAGUCGGGAUGUUCUCGACUGGACUGACGGACCUGAAGAAGAUGAGCGCUUCCAAAAGUGCAGAUAACGUCCAGUUCCUCCCCUUCCUCACCACAUGCCUCAAUAACCUGGGCUGGCUGUAUUAUGGGAUACUGAAGACGGAUGGGACUCUGGUCCUGGUUAACACCAUAGGAGCCUGUCUACAGUCCCUCUACAUCCUCUGCUACUGCCACUACACCAAUGACAAGAGGCGAGUGACCUCUCAGACGUUCCUAGCAGGAGGAGUGGUCUGUGGAGGCUGGCUGUACUUCAGUGUUGUCCUGCCUCAGGGAGAGUCUCAGCUGGCCCAGCUAGGUCUCACCUGCAGCCUGUUCACUAUCAGCAUGUACCUGAGUCCACUCGCUGACCUGAUGGAGAUAGUGCGUACUGGUAGUGUGGAGCGUUUGUCCUUCUCUUUGACUGUAGCUACCUUCCUCACCUCAACAUCCUGGACGCUCUAUGGACUACAGCUGCAAGACUACUAUAUCAUGGUUCCAAACACGCCAGGCAUUGUGACCAGUCUCAUCCGGUUCUUCCUGUUCUGGAGAUUUGCAUCUGCCAAUCAAGGCAUGCCAUCCUAUAAACUUAUCGAAAUCUAAGUGGCUGGAGACUCACACCAAUGGUUUCAAGGGAGAGCGAUAACAGGCUUCUUGACCCUAUCAUGGUCAGGCUGUCAAUCACUGAUAUUGUUACUCAUAUUGUAAAUGAUUCAUGAUCACUCCUACCCACCAAGGGUUUAAGAAGACUUUCUCCUCUCAAGGCAGAAGCUGUCCCUAAUCACAGAUCUAGGAUCAGAGUACCCUAGCAAUGGGGGAUGAAAAAUGAUGAAUAAAUAUCUGACCCUGUAUCAGUGGUUAGGGGCAUCUUCCUCAUCGUUCUCCCUCCACCACUUCCUUUUUGUGCUUUCUGUCCUAAUCUGGGACAUCAUUACUGCCACCUGAGAACUCAAACAUGGGCGGGACAGUCCUGCCCUGUCAAUCACAGUAGUCUCUGUUACCCAGUGGGAGGUUUUAUGCUCAGCAUCAAUGCGCUGCUAUUGGUUGAAUCGCUCUAACUAACAGGGCAGGAUGAUCCUGCCUCUAGUGGGGUUUGAGACCCCUCACCUUUAUAGUUGACUUGUGAACUAGGGGUGAACAACUGUUCCUGGUAGCCACAGUAUCUGCUGGGUUGUCCUUCUCUUUUAACUAGACUGAUGUACAGUGCAUUUAGAAAGUUUUCAGACCCUUUGAGUUUUUACACAUUUUUGUUACGUUACAGCCUUAUUCUAAAAUGUAUGAAAUUGUUUAUUUUCCUCAUCAAUCUACACACAAUACCCCAUAAUGACAAAGCAAAGAGGAUUAAUUUGUUUCAUUUUGUACAUUUAUAAAAAAAAAAUGUAAAUAUCACAGUUACAUAAGUAUUCAGACCCUUUACUCAGUACUUUGUUGAAGCACCUUUGGUUGCGAUUACAGCCUCGAGUCUUCUUGGGUAUGACGCUACGAGCUUGGCACAUCUGUAUUUGGGGAGUUUCUUCCAUUCUUCUCUGCAGAUCUUCUCAAACUCUGUCAGGUUGGAUGGGAACGUUGCUACACAACUACUUUCAGGUCUCUCCGGAGAUGUUAGAUCGGGUCCUGACUAGUCUCCCAGUCCCUGCUGCUGAAAAACAUCCCCACCGCCUGAUGCUGCCACCAUCAUGCUUCACCGUAGGGAUGGUGCCAGGUUUCAUCCAGAUAUGAUGCUGCCACCACCGUGCUUCACCGUAGGGAUGGUGCCAGGUUUCAUCCAGAUAUGAUGCUGCCACCACCGUGCUUCACCGUAGGGAUGGUGCCAGGUUUCAUCCAGAUAUGAUGCUGCCACCACCGUGCUUCACCGUAGGGAUGGUGCCAGGUUUCGUCCAGAUAUGAUGCUGCCACCACCAUGCUUCACCGUAGGGAUGGUGCCAGGUUUCAUCCAGAUAUGAUGCUUGGCAUUCAGGCCAGAAGUGGCUUCUGUCUAGCCACUCUACCAUAAAGGACUGAUUAAUGGAGUGCUGCAGAGAUGGUUGUCCUUCUGGAAGUUUCUCCCAUCUCCACAGAGGAGCUCUGUCAGUGUUCUUGGUCAGGGAGGUGACCAAGAACACUGACAGAGCUCCUCUGUGGAGAUGGGAGAAACUUCCAGAAGGACAACCAUCUCUGUCACCUCCCUGACCAAGGCCCUUCUCCCCUGAUUGCUCAGUUUGGCCUGUCGGCCAGCCCUAGGAAUAGUCUUGGUGGUUCCAAACUUCUUCUAUUUAAGAACGAUGGAGGCCACUGUGUUCUUGGACCUUCAAUACUGCAGAAAUGGUCUGAUACCUUUCCCCAGAUCUGUGUCUCAACACAAUCCUGUCUCGGAGCUCUAUGGACAAUUCCUUCGACCUCAUGUCUUGGUUUUUGCUCUGACAUGCACUGUCAACUGUGGGACCUUAUAUAGACAGGUGUGUGCAUUUCCAAAUUAUGUCCAAUCAAUUGAAUUUAUAGCAGAUGGACUCCAAUCAAGUUGUAGAAACAUCUCAAGGAUGGAAACUGGAUCAAUGGAAACAGGAUGCACCUGAGCUUAAUUUCGAGUCUCAUCGCAAAGGGUCUGAAUACUUAUGUAAAUAAAGGUAUUUCUGUUUUUUAUAGAUUUGCAAAAAUGUAUCUAAACCUGUUUUCUCUCUGUCAUCAUGGGCUUUUGUUUAAGCUUGGUGAGGAUUAUUAUUUUAUUUUUAAAAUCCAUUUUAGAAUGAGGCUGAAUAAUACUUUCUGAAAGCACUGAAUACCUGGAUAAGCAGACGUCUAAGGUCACCUGGAUAACCAGACGUCUAAGGUCUCGACUCGCUAGUUAAUCAGUUAUAUGAAUGGAUCAGUUAAGUACCACGGAGAGAUGAAGAGGCUCCUAGUAGUACUAGUACUAGUGCUCCUAGUAGUACUAGUUGUAGCUGGGGUGUAGAGCACUCAGUUGUCCAUCCCUACUAGGGUUGCCAAACUCCAGGAACUUGUUUUUCCAGACAUCCUGGUUGGAGGAUUCACAGAAUCUGAAGGGAAUAAGAAGGAGAUCUGGAGCCCUCCAAUCAGGAUUUCUGGAAAACCAGGGAAUUUAUUGAAAGUUCCUGGAGUUUUGCAACCCGUUCCCUACUCUAAGCAGACAUGGCAUGUACUCUACAUCAUCGGUACUUGGUCUCUAAAUCCAUGAACUGAGGGAGACUAAGAAUUCCAUUUGUAUUGUGUUUCAUACACAAUGUUUUUAUUUGGAUCGUAUGUCUUCGUGUGCAUGUGCACGUUGUGUUUUUAUUUGGGUCGUAUGUCUUCGUGUGCAUGUGCACGUUGUGUUUUUAUUUGGGUCGUAUGUCUUCGUGUGCAUGUGCACGUUGUGUUUUUAUUUGGGUCGUAUGUGUGCAUGUGCACGUUGUGUUUUUAUUUGGGUCGUAUGUCUUCGUGUGCAUGUGCACGUUGUGUUUUUAUUUGGGUCGUAUGUCUUCGUGUGCAUGUGCACGUUGUGUUUUUAUUUGGGUCGUAUGUCUUCGUGUGCAUGUGCACGUUGUGUUUUUAUUUGGGUCGUAUGUCUUCGUGUGCAUGUGCACGUUGUGUUUUUAUUUGGGUCGUAUGUCUUCGUGUGCAUGUGCACGUUGUGUUUUUAUUUGGGUCGUAUGUCUUCGUGUGCAUGUGCACGUUGUGUUUUUAUUUGGGUCGUAUGUCUUCGUGUGCAUGUGCACGUUGUGUUUUUGUUUUUAUUGGUUUACGUUUGUCCAAACUAAAUAUACUGUAAGUAUAUUGUCUGUGCUCUUGUUGUUGAUGCAUUGGAUUGUGUAUAGGGUAUUCUACAUAUGCUAUUUUAAUAGGAUAUUAUCACUCUGGAAAUAAGGGAGUUGGGGCUUUGCUGCUUCUUCAGACUGAUUGAAUAAAUGUUUUAUACUGUU
Messenger RNA from Oncorhynchus nerka (sockeye salmon), 4117 nucleotides. RefSeq names its product sugar transporter SWEET1-like. NCBI's taxonomy places the organism in Eukaryota, Metazoa, Chordata, Actinopteri, Salmoniformes, Salmonidae. The transcript has 6 exons. Gene Ontology annotation, cellular component: membrane. Gene Ontology annotation, molecular function: sugar transmembrane transporter activity. The coding region runs from base 165 to 824 and encodes 219 amino acids. The record is from RefSeq and is a predicted model, not a curated record. Gene Ontology annotation, biological process: carbohydrate transport.